Messenger RNA from Paramecium sonneborni, 1264 nucleotides. NCBI's taxonomy places the organism in Eukaryota, Ciliophora, Oligohymenophorea, Peniculida, Parameciidae. The record is from the annotation of a GenBank genome assembly.
AUGCGUAAUCGAUUCUAAGCUUUCUCUUUCAAGAACUCAACCGAUUCACUUAAAUUCAAUACUCCACUCACUUUAAAUAAAAUUAGAUCAUCUGAAUCACAUCAAUUUGGAUAUGCAAAUAAAAAAUUCCUUUAUAUUUCAACCAUCUUACCCAAUUUUCAACCCUAUUAACAUAUCAUCUCUAAACUCAAAGAUUAAAAUAUUAAAAUCUAAUAAUAGAAAUAAAUCAAAAUGAGAAACAAAAGACAUUUGAUUUAAAAAAAGACCAUCAGUGAAAUUAUUUAAAAAUAAGAACCAUAACCAAAAAAAAGAAGUAAUAGACAUCAUAAUACUGUAUUUUACAAUCACUAGGCUAGUAUACCAAUUACUACUAAUCUUUUUUCUAAUGAUUCUACUUAAAAUCCCUCCAAAGAUAAUUCAAGACAUUCCAUACAGUUACAUAGAUACAAUUCAUUUUCACCACGAAAACUUUAUUUAGAAAAAAGGAAUACAAAGUUUUAAACCUUUUCAUAAAGAUUAAAAACUUUUUACUUACCCAUUACAGCCCCAUUUGAUUCUUAAACCAUUCUCAAAUUAGAAAUGAUAGAAGAUGGAAGAGUUAGAGUUAUUAAAUAAUAAGGUUCUCAUGAUGAUUUCUAAAUUAAUAUAAGAUUAUAUAAAUUUGAGGAUGAAGAUAAAAAUCUUGAUGAUCAAAUCAAAAAUCUAAAAACUAAACUUCCUACUUUGCAUUAAGAAGAUGAUGAAGAAGACGAUUAAAGUUAUGAUGAUAAUUUAGCCAAUUUAAAAUAGAUAUCAAAUAACAAUUAAAAAUAAGCUUAUAAAAAUAUUUUAAAAUUUAAUAGACGAAGUCUCUAAAGCCUUAUAGAUAAAUAAUAAUUAGGAAAAAGCAGAAUCAAAGAAAUUUUGGCUACUGGUAAUUUAAUUUAAUUACUUUUGUAUAGAAUACAGUUAAAGAGCAUUAACUGCCAAUUUGUCCCCUAUAAGUAAUUAUAAUCUUGGAUAUUCUCCUUUGCCAUCUAUCAAACUCUUAGAUGAAAAGAGAAAAAGACCGAUUAAUAAGUUACUUCCUUUAGAUAUUAAACCAGUUAGUCAAUUUACAUUCACCAAUAUCAUUCCUAUAUUGCCACUUUCCAAUAUAUCUCCAUCUACUUAGUCAACUAAAAAUAGUAAUGCUAAAAAAACACUUUCAAGAAAUAUUAUUAAAGCGGGAGGAAAAAAACAUAAAAAAAAUAUUACAUUUGGAUAAUUGCUGAUAAAAGUUUGA